Molecule: messenger RNA, 11748 nt
Organism: Coregonus sp. 'balchen'
Lineage: Eukaryota; Metazoa; Chordata; Actinopteri; Salmoniformes; Salmonidae
Source: the annotation of a GenBank genome assembly
AUGGUGUACGAUGACACCAGUAAGAAGUGGGUGCCAAUCAAGCCGGGCCAGCAGGGCUUCAGCCGCAUCAACAUCUACCACAACACGGCCAACAACACCUUCCGCGUGGUCGGGGUCAAACUACAGGACCAGCAGGUACAUACACACACAAUUGCCAUGGUGAAUUUGUCUGUUCUAGUCAUUUCUAUGGACCUACAUAUGUGAUGUAGAUCUGGGGGAAGACAAGUCACACUGCAAGCCUAUUCAUCUUCAUCACACACACUGGCUUAAGGAUAAUAAUAGAGGAAGAGUCCAUCUCUUAUGCAAUCUCUUUCAUAUUCAGCUCUGUGAUAAAAAUGAAAAUGCAGACAACGUUUUUGAAAUGUACCAGUAAUCUCUAUGGCACUAUCGAUGGAAUUCCAUCUUGUACACUGAUCUAAGCUGACCAUAGUAAUUGGCGAAUAAUGAAUGACUGAUGAGUGAUUGGCUGACUGUCUCGCAGGUGGUGAUCAACUACUCCAUAGUAAAGGGGCUGAAGUAUAACCAGGCCACGCCCACCUUCCACCAGUGGCGUGAUGCCAGGCAGGUGUACGGCCUCAACUUCGCCAGCAAGGAGGAGGCCACCACCUUCUCCACCGCCAUGAUGUUCGCCCUCAACGUGCUCAGCUCGCAAGACGGAGGUGGGACCCUUUCCCGUGUGGAAAUAAUGUGUCUGUCUGUUUAUGGCACAGUCAAAGGGUUUAGCUGGGCUCUAGCUGACACUGAUGAAUGUUAAUUGUCAGUUAUACUUGGCACGCCAGCUGCUAAUUGUCAGUCGAAAUGCACAUAUUUUUAUCCAGUCAUUUGUGGCCAGUUUAACUCCACUAUCAUCCAAGGAUUGUUGGAUGAACUAAAUAUUUUGUUGAACAUGUUUAGGCUGUUAUAAGAUAUAAUAUCUUAUAUUAUAGAUAUCAUCUAUUUUCAGAAAGGAUCUCAACCUGUUCAAUUUACACUUGGUUCAGCCAAUGACAUUAGGGCUGCAGGUGCCAGUCAGUCUGGUUGCUGGGUUGCUCUCAACUGAGUUCUACAUCCCUCUGCUGGACAUCAAGCUCUAGAGUGAAAACAGAGCCAUAACUAGUAUAUCUCAAUGGCUCAGGGUGAAAUCUUUCAGCAGUGUGUGUGGGAAAUUGGGAAUACAAAACAAACCAUAGAACCCUGUUAGACUAUAAACCCAGUGACCUAUGUCAUGUUCAGUAGGGCACAUUGUAGCAAAACUUUUAAAAAUGUUAUGCAAUGGAAAAUUAUUUAAAAGGACUUAUUGUACAAGUUCAAAUAGUACAUCCCCAUUUCACUUAGUUUCUAAAUGUUUUUCCCUACUGAACUAAACCCAGGCUAGGGCCCAGGCUGCCAGACUUAGAUAUGUUCAGUGGCCUGGUCAUUGGUCAUUUAAGCAUCAAGUAUAAGGGCCGAUUGCAGACAGUUGUGACAAUACUGCAUGCCUAAUGCAACACUAUCCAAACUAACCAUUACAACUAUUAACACUAUCACGCCAGGAAAGACACUUGCACACAUCAAUGUAAAGACCUGUGGUUAGAGGAGAUGCAUGGUGCUGUCUAGUUUAUGACAACAGAAAUGUAGUGAAGUCUUUAUAUGAAGCCUGGCCUGACUCUACCCAUACUUAACAAAUAGCACAUGGGCCUCUCCUGUUACAGGCUGCUACUUAUACGCUGUUGGGAGGGGGAGUCCGGUGACGGCUCCAUUCCGUCCCCUAGCCUUCCUAUUGGUGCACGGCCUGGCUAAAAUACCCAUGGAGCCAAACUGUCUUAGACCGCCAAAUCUCACAUGGCACUCUCCUUUUUUGGGGAACCUAUGAGGUAACCGGAAGGGGCAACGUUGGAGGUGAGCUGAGCUAUGGGGCUCCUCACGCAAACACAAGGUGCUUUUUCAGUCCAGGGAACGCAGUCGCAGGCAUUCUCCUGCUUUAUACCUGCUACUGGGGUCCCAUGUUGGAUCACCCGACUCGUGGCUAAUGCUAUUCCAGUAGUCUGGCCAGCUGCCUGACUAGAAGCCAUAGUUAGUACAUAUCCUACAUACAGUAAUAGCUUGCUAAAGACACUGUAAGAACAGCAGAGAGGGUCUCACGAUGAUUCUUACUCCAGAGAUGUCACCAGCCACUAUCAGAAGGUGCACUUCUGCGAAGAUCACCCUCAGUAAGUAGAGUAGGUGAUAGAGGGAGUGGCGGAAUCUAUUGCAUGAUGGUGCUGCUGGCAAUGUGAGGCUGAUGGCAUUGGGAACACCUCUUUGGGUGGCAUUGUAGGGCUAAAAUAGGGAGGUGAUGUUCUGGAAAUCACUAUGCAGAUGUGUAAACUGUUAAUCAUGUAAAACUUAAGCUGUAUGCAUUUCUGUUGACUGCCAAUGAAAGUUUUCCAUAUUAAACACCACGGUGGCCCUAAGGGGCAAAGUACCAUUUAUAUUUGAUCAUGUUUUGGGGCUACAGCACCACGGGGUGCUUAGAUGUGGCUCCUGAGGUUUGGAAUAUUGUUUUUUAGCAUCAUAUUUAACUAAAAAACUCACAUUUAGGCAAUUAGGUAAACCCAUCUGAGUUAGAGAGUGUGAGAGAGAAAGCAGGCCUUGUUUUGUCCCUUGAGGGCUUCUGUCCUUACUGUGCACAGGCCUGAUCAAGCCCUAGCACUCCUCUGGGCCACUACUUCUCUCACAUCACCAUGGCAGCAGCCAGGACCCCAUAUGUCAGGCCUCUCUGUGCAACAUUAGGCACUAGCUAAGCUCAUUUCGCAAAUAAACAACCUUCUGUUAACAUCUGUAGAUGUGUUUUAUAGCGUUCAGAAUAACCCUUGAUUGUGUUAAUGGUGUUGGCUAUUGUGUCACUAAUCUAAAAGCCUUUAAUUGUGCAGUCGUUAGGCUGUGAGGCUGCAGUUGGCAAGUGAUAUGGACAAUAGUGGUCCACAUUGUUUUAUUUGAAAUAUCAGGCAACUCUUUACCAGCUCAAUACCGUUGUAUCGUAUGUUUAGUUACUUUGUUGUGUCUGGAUCUGAAAAUAAGUGGCUACAAAAGUAUGUCUACUAAAAGAUGGCAUCAAAUAGCAUAUUAGCUUUUCAAUGGUUUCAUUUGAUCGCAAAUAGUAUACACUAUAUAGUUCAAGUUCUUGGUUUCAUGUAUUCCAAACAAAACCCUGAAAAGAUCAGGUUGGAGUAACUGGCUCACAGACACCAUCUUAGAUGGACACCAACUUAGAUUACUGCCCUCAAUGGCGAUUAUGAUUAAUAUUUUUGAUGUUUUAUGACAUAAGCUCUAGCUGGAUGUGUGCUAACAUUAGGUGCAAAGCCCUACAGAUAAUUAUCAGCUGCUAACAAGGGGAGUUCAGAGGAGUGUCAAGAAGAAUGUAAACAAGACAUCCCAAGACAUCACCUAUCAGAGAGCUGCAGGCUGAGAGAACAAAGAAAAGCAACAGAGACAGAGACACACACACAGACAGAGACACACACAGCCACACACACACACAGACAGAGACACACACACACAGACAGAGACACACACACACAGACAGAGACACACACACAGACAGACACACACACACAGACAGAGACACACACACAGAGACAGACACACACACACAGACAGAGACACACACACACAGACAGAGACACACACACACAGACAGAGACACACACACACAGACAGAGACACACACACAGACAGAGACACACACAACUAAACUCCUCAUAGGCAGUGUAGUGAUGAAACAGUGUACAGUAGGGCAUGAUUUAUAUUUAUUCGCUAUUUUCUGAAAAAAGGGGGCAGAAAUGUGAAGGCUAUGAUUGGCUCUGUUUGAUGAUGAUAGAAUAUUAAAAUAUUUCUCCUUCAUGAGACGAUGACUGUGGGAGAUGAAACAUGAAAGACGGUUUGGGAUUGGAAAUGAAUCUAGUUUUAGAAAGCGUUACAGUACCUUAUUCCAAAACAGCAAUCAACACAAAUGAAGCCAACAUCCUUGCCUUAGUUGCUCAUUAAGAAUGAUAUUAAUGUAUUAUAAUGUCAACUGGAAUACAUCAGUAAUGUCAAGUGAAUGCUGAAAACAAACCAAGAUUCCAAACCUACAGAUGGUUGGAAAUGGUAAGGACUCGUCUCUGUUACUGAGGUUGAAAAUACAUAUUUUUGGUUGAAAAAAAGUAUUUUCAAUGUCUUGUGCUCACUGGGUAAGCAGUAUCCAUAUAAAGAUGCUCCAUGUGUCCCUCAUGCCGAACACACCCAGCGGAAAUGACACCCAAGGGCGCUCAAGUGUUGCAAAGGGGCGUCUAAGGUUUAUUGUUUGGUAUUCCUGAUAUGCAAUACGUGGUCUCCCAGAUAGACCUUUAUAAUAGCUAUGUCUCAGAAUAGGGUCUCAUCCUCAGUUAGUUGGGGCAGUAGGGUAUGACUCAGUAACCUCUUAGUUCACACUAUGCCGUACCCCAGUGGGUGUAAAGUACCCCAGUGACGUCAAGGCACGUCAUAAAGACUUCAAGUAAAGAUGUCCUAUUUUUGUUGUUAUCUGGUCACUAAAAAGAUGUCUAAAAAUGUCUAGUAUACCUCACCAUGAUGUCAUAAUGACAGUUUUGUCUGCAGUUCUAACUGUUUUGUACCGGGCCAUUGUCCAUCUAUGUCCUUCAUUGUUGAUCCUGGUGUUGAAUAUUUUUCGACAAAGACUGGUGAAGUUAGACGUUUUUCCAAUGAAAAUUAAGAAUAUUACAUUCAAUCCAAUCCAAUCGUGUUUGCCCUUGAAUCUGGUUCAGGAUUGGCGAUUUAAGGAAGGUUGGGAUUCAUGCAUUUGUUGUGUUGAAUGCAGAAUACACUGUAGGAGUUGUACACAGAUGUGUAUGGGAAGGAGGGGAGGGCAUGUCAGGUCUAUUCUGGUCCAUGGUGCGGCUGGACCUGUUUUGUUGAGGUUUCCUGUAGAAAUGCCUGUGGUUUACAUCAAUCAUGCUAUGGGGAAAAACACAGUCUGUCUCUUCAGGUGUGUUUCUCAACAGUUUCACAACUGACUAUUCCCACCCCGCAUAGCCUGGUCCCAGAUCUGCUUGUUCUGGAUAGCCAACUCCUAUGGUCAUUGUCAUGCCAAUUACCACAUAGGAGUUGACAAGACAGCACAAACAAAUCUGGGACUAGGUUACCCCACAUCCACCCCACUCCAGACAUUAACUCCGUGUAUUUAUAAAGACUGUCUCAGAAAGUCUCAGUAUCGCCAUUAGGACAACUAUUUAUGCCUGGGCAGGUUCCAAACCAGGCAUAUGUUUGUAAAAUACUAAUGUCGAAAUAAGAUGACAGACAAGACACCACUUCCAAUGUAAACAAGCAAGACAGACUAAUAAUGUCUAGUGCUAAUGUAUUGAACACCAUGGUAAUGCUAAUCUCCUAAAGUCAACAGCCAAGACAUGCCGUGGCUAAUCCAGUGUCUUUCUCAGGAGGAUUUAGAGGAGAGGAGAGCGUGAGGACACACAGUAGCAGCGAGAGGGGAUGACAGGGGGAGGGACACGCUUCGCUUGUGAGAUGACACAUGCCAUUUGACCCAGCAUGCAAUUUAUGCAAUGAACUGGCUGUCUGUCAAAGCCCUGUCUGCAUUUGUGGAGGUUAUUUUGGCUGUUAGGUCGUAUUGUCAUUAUGUUUGCUACAUUCAACUAGAACGCUUUGAUUUGACGCCUAUUGUAGCUGCCAAAGUGAAGGCCGCGCCAUAGAUGGAAGUGAGCAAUAGUGUGGUCGUCACGACUUCUUGUUAAACUAAAUUGACACAUCUCACCAUAUCAGCGCCUACUGUACAAAUACAGGACAGUAUGUGCUCGGACAGACCCACAGGCAAAUAGACACUGCUGCCGGAGUCACACUCUAACACACACAAUCUACAGACACAUUAUUCUUCAGUUGUAUUGUUUGUAUAUCGUUGUAUUUUAAAUUUGUGUGACUGUUCUUGUCUAUCAGUUACUUGUCAUGUUUUAUGUUUUGGUGUGGACCCCAGGAAGAAUAGCUGCUGCUUCGGCAAAAGCUAAUGGGGAUCCAAAUAAACCAAUAAAGCAAUGUUUAAUAGGUAACAGGAAAUACAGCAGUGUGGUGAGGGGUGCAUAAAACAUAACAUUUGUGGUGACUAUCGCUAGAGGCCAACCAGACCCUUACAUCAUCAUGUAUCUGUUGGUUAUUGUUAUACUGUAUGUAACCUCAGGCCUACAUUCAAUAUGCUAAAUAUGACUAGCUCUAUUACUGCAGGGGAGGGUGUGGCAUGUGAAAAAACGAUUCACAAACACCAACGAUACACACGAAUAUAUGUCCUUUCAUACAGGUUGUCUUUUUCGAAAAGCUAAAAACCUGUUUCUGUUCCCCACCUCAGGCCCUGCUGUCCAACGGCAAAAUGGGCCCUCCUCAGAAGACCCCGAUGCACAGAGGAGGUAAGAACGUCUGACCUUCAUAAUAACACCAAAUAGUGAUGACAAAUAAAGCGUUGUGCACAGUAGAACUCACAAAACAAAGACAUUGAUAAAGAAACUGGUUUGAAAACGUGCUAGUAUCCAUCACUGAAAGUGUUCCUCAUUUCAUUUGUCUGAAGGUAGUUUGUUUUGAAGGUGCAAAAACACAUCAGGCCUACCACAUAUCCAGUGGCUCGUGUUGUGUUCUUAGUCCACUCUAGUAGUGGAAGGUGGUACUAAACUCACAUUAUGGGUUACCUGUAUUUUACAAAUGUUCCAUCCCGAGAAUAAAUCACUUUUCUCCCAGGUAACCCUGUAUUUUUCGCCAAAACCGGAAGUGUCAUUCAAAAGCAUAUAAAUAUGUCUGGAUUUGAUAAGAGCUUUGAUCAGCAUGAACAUUCAAACCUGAUGCUACCUGAGCCUGAUGAGCCAUAUAUUAAAUACAUUUUAUGAGCCGAGCCCUACAUUAACAAAAUUUAAUGAGCACAAGCCCAAAAAAGCCCAAAUGAAAAAAAAAAAGCCCAUUAUCCAAUACAUACACUAUAUAAACAUUUGGCAGUCCGACGGACAAAUCUGGUUUUGGCGGAUGCCAGAAGAACGCUUCCUGCUCGAAUGCAUAGUGCCAACUGUAAAGUUUGGUGGAGGAGGAAUAAUGGUCAGGGGCUGUUUUUCAUGGUUCGGGCUAGGCCCCUUAGUUCCAGUAAUGGGACAUGUUAAUGCUACAUCAUACAAUGACAUUCUAGAUGAUUCUGUGAUUCCAACUUUGUGGCAACAGUUUGGGGAAAACCCUUUCCUGUUUCAGCAUGACAAUGCCCCCGUGUACAACGCGAGGUCCAUACAGAAAUGAUUUGUCGCAAUCGGUGUGGAAGAACUUGACUGGCCUGCACAGAGCCCUGACCCCUGGGAUGAAUUGGAACGCCGACUGCGAGCCAGGCCUAAUCGCCCAACAUCAGUGCCCGACCUCAUUAACACUUGUGGCUGAAUGGAAGCAAGUACCCCGCAGCAAUGUUCCAACAUCUAGUGGAAAGCCCUCCCAGAAGAGUGGAGGAAAGGGGGGGACCAACUCCAUAUUAUUGCCCAUGAUUUUGGAAUGAGAUGUUCGACGAGCAAGUGUCCACAUACUUUUGGUCAUGUAGUGUAUAUAGCCCUAUAUGUAAAUGUCCUAGCCUACCUCUUUCAGGUAAUACAUUCAAUGCAGUAGUAGUCUUAUAUUUAGCUAAUGGGUGGGUUAUGCAUAAUAAGCUUUUAACAUACUUGUCUCUUGUGGAAUAUGCAUGCACCUGUGCUCUGCUGGCCUCUCCUUAAAAAAUGCUCCUUAACUCUUGGAGUCCUAUGCAAGAAAAGCUAGACUAGAAUAGCUUGCUGGACAUUAUGCAAAAAAAAAAUCUUAUACCAAUAGACUAUUCGAAGAGGGAUGCAAGCUCUUGUUUGCUGAAUGUUAAAUACAGCAGCCAAUAGAACUCACUGGCAGUUUGAAAGAAUAGCGAACUCGCAAUAGCGGUAGGCUAUUGCAGUUAUUUAUUCAGACCCAUAACCAUUCAAUCGUCGUAAAGAGAAGUGAAAGCCUUCUGCAUCUUAAUUCUAGUCCUAUACUAGAAUGAUAAAGGUAAGGACAACAAAAUGUCGUAUUUCAUUUAACUGUUGAAAGCGAGGAAGGAAUGAAGCAACAAUAGAGAGAGAAAGAGGAGGUAGGCUAAUAACAUUAGGGGAAAUAUUAUGAAAUGUAUAUAUUGAGUCAGCCUACUAAUUAUACAAAUAGGCCCUAUUAUAUUUCAAAAUUAAAAUCAAAUUCCCUAGCCUAUACUUGUAACUUUGUAGGCCGCAUUUGCUACACCAGAAUCACAUGAUCUCUUCUGCUUUAUCAUGGUUUGAACAAUGUGCGUAAUUUCAUAUAAUACAGUAUAAUACAUACAGUACAGUAAUACAGCUCACAGUCAAAUAGCCUACCGGAGCUAGUUAUAUUUAUUUACCUAUGGGCUUUUAUGUUUUUCUGUCGUAUAAAAGGGGUGUCUACAUACUUUUGUGUAUAUAUAGUGUAUCAAUCUGGAACAGGAUGAUCUAUUUUGGAUGCAAUUUGAAUGGAGUUGAUGGAAAGAGAGAAAGACUACGAGAGAGCGCUCGCGUGUGCAACGAUAGGCUAUUUUGAAACUCAGCAGCUGCAAUGAAAAAAGAAUAGCCAGAUGGGAGAUGGGUAAAUUAGACGCGCAUUCGGUCUUUAUAUUACUGUAGCGUAGGCUAUGCCUGUCACAAGAAAAAAAGUUACCAUAAUGAGACGAUAGGUCUGCAUGCAUUGUGAACUGCGCUCCGUACGAAGAUGGUCUGUCUCUACCCUGAAAGUUGAUUCAUCAUGCAGAGGCCGUAGAGAAGCCAGAUUUAGACAUUGCAUGUCAUUUCACAUUUACAUUUCACGCCAUGCUGUUCAUAUAAAUAAUUUAUUAUAAUUUACCGGUUGCUCGCAGUUAUUUAUCCCGGGAAAAGUUUUGGUCGGUAAAUCUCGGUAUCCGGGUUCCUGCCAUUCAACCCUAACUCACAUACAGUCAAGCAGCUUGAAGUUAAAUGAAAAACAAUGAUGGCAGUGUUCAUAUUCAUACCAGGGUUCAUAUUUUAGAGCCAUUUUCGAUAAGUGGUGACAGUGAGCAAGCAGUAGAAAUUUAGAGGUGCAGGUUGUCAAGCAACAAUGUAUUAGUGGGCCCAGAUUGGCUGGAAAUAAGGAGCGGCUAAAACUUGUCUGUGUCCUCUGUGUAUCUGCAGGCAAAUGAUGGAGCAGCAUCAGAUGCAGAUGCAGGGAGUGGCCCACAAAGAGAGGGAACGACGGACGUCUGGCUCAGGUAAGGCCUGCCGACAAACAUACUUACUGUGGACAAACACUACCAUGUUAGACAAGGCCGGGUCUGUCAACACACAACACACAAGCCACAAUACGUUUCGCCCAUGUCAGAUAACAUCUUAGGAUGCUAUUCUCUCCAUAGGAAUAGCAUGGCAAUCAUGGUAACCAAACACAGCCCAGUGUAGCAGCACAUAUGGGUCGUAUUCAUUAGGCACCAAUGAUGAGAAAACAGACAGAAACAGGGAGGGACUACCUGAAUAUGUCCAAUAAGAUACUCUCAUUAUCGUUUUCCGUUGCAAAACGUUGUGCUACAGUUUACCCUAAUGAAUACGACCAUGGAUAGAGAGCUACCUCGGACACAUCUGUGUUUGUGUUGAACCCUCCCUCCUCUUUUUAUUUACUCAUGCUUAUCCAUGCACAAACAGGAGCUACACUCAUUGUGCCAGCGUGUUGUCGGCAGCUGCGUGACAAUGCGACUUGCUGCUUUCCUGAGAGUUUGCAUUCUGCUUCUUUUUCUUUUCAGUUUAUUUUUAUAUUUCAUCAUCUUUGCUUGGUUUCUCAUUAUUCUCUCUUUUUUUUAUCCUUUGUUUUCUACCCCACCCUCCUCCGUCUGUGUGUUGUAGUCGUUUCCACCCUCCAAUAUAAGGUGUCCUCCCCUCCCUCUCACCCCUCAAACACCCCUCCUGAGUAUAGACACUACCGGGCCGCCACACUGCCGCCUUCCUACGGUCGAGUGGCCUCCAACUCCUCCCCUUCCUCCUCCUCCUCCUCCUCCUCCCAGGAGAGAGAGGUGCUGGGCGGACGGGCGGGCGACAACUCCGCCCAGCUCUCCCAGCUCUCCACCUCCCUGGCCUCGGCCUUCUCACCCGUGCAGCCAGGGGUGCCCAUGGCCCCGACCCGGCAGGUGCGCCAGAUCCCCCUCUCUCCCCCCACUGCUCGGGCCCUCCACCACACCCAGUCCCUCCACCAGGGUCACCCCCUGCAGGACCCUGUGCUGCCCCCCAAACACGGCACCUGGUCAGCCUCCCACGCCCACAUGUACAGCCCCGUGCCCUCCACGCCCCCCGUGGUGGGCAUGAUGCCUGUGCACAUGCCCCCUGUGCCUCAGCCCCAGCAUGUCGUCCCCGUGGCCCACCCUCUGCCGCCUCUCCACAGCCGCGUUAAGACCCACCCCCUGGACCAGCCCGGCCAACCCCACAUCCCGCCCCAUCUCCCCCACGCCAACGGCCAAUCAGAGGACUAUUAUAACCUUGCUCAGCAGCAACAGCAGCAGCUAGGUUAUGGCGAGGCUACUUCCUUGCCCCCUCUGAUUGGUCAGUCUGCGCAGGGCCCCGUCCCUGUCUCCGCCCACCAGCCCCAGUACCCCUCCUCCUUUCACCCCCAGCAGCAGAUGUACCAGGCCGCGCCCCCACCACCACCAGCUCCCCAAUUCUCUCCCCCCUCAUACACCACAGCCCCAUCAGAGGGGGGCUCGCCCAAGCAGACGCCCUCUCCUGUCGCUCAGGCUGCCACGGCCAGCUGCAGUAAGUACAAGCAGAGCUCAAUGAGCAAGGCACUUGGACAACAGGUGUGUGUCCUGUGUGUGUCCUGUAUGUAUGUCCACUCCACUCCACACACCUCACACAACAUGCAUCUGGCUUAUGUGGAUGGAAGUAUAUACCUAUUAUGAAUACAAUAACAGUCCCCAUAGAAAAUUCUGCCAUCUGUUACUGUACUUUUGCAUUUUUGAUUAACUUUAAAUUCCUCUUAUCUAAGACUGUUCAUCUAAUCAGUUCCAAUCAGUACUCGCCAGCAGUGUUAGCCAAUGAGGAAUCUGAUGUCACCUGAUGUGAACCUAUUCUGUUUCUCUCCCAGGUCCGGUUUCUCUUCCCGCCAUGCUGGCUGUGGCCCCACCGGUGGCCCCACCUAUGCCUAUGGCCCCCCCUGCCCCUAUGGCACCCAUGGCCCCCCCCCCUCCACCGGGCCCCCCGCCUCCUGCCACGGUGCCACCGCCCAUGCCCCCUCCACUGCCGGUUGGUGGAGAGCCUGGGGGGCCACCGGUAGGGGGGGCAGGGAAUGAGCUGGCGCAGCCACUCUCAGGACUGGCGGCCGCCCUCGCUGGAGCCAAACUCCGUAAAGUUGCAAGGGUUAGUAUCUCAGCUCAGACUUGUAUCAUGGUCAGUAGGAAGAAAACUUUUUGAAACAAGGAGGUACUACCUAAACAUGUCCAAUAAGAAACUUAAUAUUUUUCUUUCUUUGCAAUACAUUUGGAAAUGUUUUGCUACGGUGUGCCCCACUGAACAAGACCAUUCAUAUCUAUGUGAAAAUUGCUUGGACAUUCAAACCAUAUACACAUUAUCUGUUGGUUGGCUUCUAUAAGAUGGAACUCAUAUGGUGGACAAUGUUGUGUGUCCUCAGGAUGAGAACAGUCCACCAGGAACAGGUGGAGCCAAGAACGAUGUCAACCGCUCGAGUGGAGGUAGUGGUGGUGGAGGGGAGGGGCUGAUGCAGGAAAUGAACGCCCUUCUAGCGCGCAGGUGA